UCCCCCCAUCUGUCCGCCCCCUCAGUCCAGCCCCAUCCCCCUGGUCCCCCUGGCCAUUGGGGGCUGGCACGAGAGCUGCCCCCUGGCCUGGUUGGCAGGGGCUGGCGCCCGGGCAAGGAGCUGUGGAGAAGAUGGGGAGCCCUGAGGACGACCUCAUCGGGAUCCCGUUCCCAGACCACAGCAGCGAGCUCCUGAGCCGCCUCAACGAGCAGCGCCAGCGGGGCCACCUCUGCGACCUCACCAUCCGCACGCAGGGCCUGGAGUACCGCACCCACCGGGCCGUGCUGGCCGCCUGCAGCCACUACUUCAAGAAGCUGUUCACCGAGGGCGGCGGAGGCGGCGGCGCAGGCGCGGGGGGCGGCGGGCCGCCGCCGCCCCCGCCCCCGCCGGCCCCUCGGCCCGUCGCCCGCCGCAGCCGCAAGCCCCGCAAAGCUUUCCUGCAGACCAAGGGGGCCCGGGCGAACCACUUAGUGCCCGAGGGACCCGCGGUGCCCAGCCAUCCCGCGGCCUUCGAGGAGGAGGAGGAGGUGGCGGGCAGGGUGGCGGGCAGCGGGCCGGGGGACAGCUACAGCCCUCCAGCCGGGACUGCUUCGCCGCCCGAGGGCCCCCUGGGGUACGAGGCCUGCGAGGGUGAGGAGGAAGAGGAGGAGCUGGUGUACCCCACCGCCUACGGGCUGGCGCCGGCGGGUGGGCCCCCGCUCUCCCCGGAGGAGCUGGGCUCGGACGAGGACGCCAUCGACCCUGACCUGAUGGCCUACCUGAGCUCGCUGCACCAGGACGCCCUGGCGCCGGGCCUGGAUGGCCAGGACAAGCUGGUGCGCAAACGCCGCUCCCAGAUGCCCCAGGAGUGCCCGGUCUGCCACAAGAUCAUCCACGGGGCGGGCAAGCUGCCGCGCCACAUGAGGACCCACACGGGCGAGAAGCCCUUCGCCUGCGAAGUCUGCGGCGUCCGUUUCACCCGGAACGACAAGCUGAAGAUCCACAUGCGGAAGCACACGGGAGAGCGGCCGUACUCCUGCCCGCACUGCCCAGCCCGCUUCCUGCACAGCUACGACCUCAAGAACCACAUGCACCUGCACACGGGGGACCGGCCCUACGAGUGCCACCUGUGCCACAAGGCCUUCGCCAAGGAGGACCACCUGCAGCGCCACCUCAAGGGCCAGAACUGCCUGGAGGUGCGCACCCGGCGGCGCCGGAAGGACGACGCACCACCUCACUACCCGCCGCCCUCCGCAGCCGCCCCGCCCCCCGCGGGCCUCGACCUCUCCAACGGCCACUUGGACACCUUCCGCCUCUCUCUGGCCCGAUUCUGGGAGCAGUCAGCCCCUACUGGCCCCCCGGUAGCCACCCUGGGCCCCCCUGAUGACGACGAGGAGGAGGGGGCACCCAGCACGCCUCAGGCCGAAGGUGCAUUGGAGUCCUCUUAGAGAGGCCCCAGCGGCCGGGCGGGCGCAGCACGAGGCCGGCCGCCCAUGCCAAGCAGCGAGAGUGCGGGACCCACAGAGCCGGGGUCGGGGCGCGCGGCCUCCCGGGCUUCGGAGAUCCGCCCUAACUCCCCCCCCGCCCAGAACCCUCAUUCCAGUUCCAAGCUGAGAAGGUUUUGGGGUAGAGGCUCCCCAGAUUGGGGUGAUCUCCCAAGGAGUGAUACAGAUGGCCUGUCUACUUACAGCCCUGUUGUAAAGGUGGGGUCCCUGUCCCCCGGCUGCUCCUGGGGAGUAGAAACAAUAAUGUAUUUCUGA
Molecule: messenger RNA, 1739 nt
Organism: Suricata suricatta (meerkat)
Lineage: Eukaryota; Metazoa; Chordata; Mammalia; Carnivora; Herpestidae
Gene: ZBTB7B
Product: zinc finger and BTB domain containing 7B
Exons: 4
Coding region: 132-1427 (431 amino acids)
Biological process (GO): regulation of transcription by RNA polymerase II; positive regulation of gene expression
Molecular function (GO): protein binding; RNA polymerase II cis-regulatory region sequence-specific DNA binding; DNA-binding transcription factor activity, RNA polymerase II-specific
Source: RefSeq, a predicted model, not a curated record